GGUUUUGGCGGCAACUGUAAAGUUAAAAGGCCCAACAAGUUAGUUAAUAAUUUGAUUUUUUAUCUGAUACAUAAAAUGAAUAAACGACCAUCUAAUGAUGGGACGCCAAGUCCUUCUAAAUUCAUGAAAAAAUCCAAAGACAUCCAGAGACCCCCUGUUGGAAAUAUAGACCCUAUUAAAGAUACACUCAUAUUUCAAGAAUUAGAAUUGGACCACUACAUUGGCAAUCCAUAUCCAGGAAUGCCUGGUGCUCAGAGUGGUCCUGUACCCAUUAUCAGAACUUUUGGUGUUACGAAGAAUGGCAAUAGCGUAUGUUGUCACAUACAUGGAUUUUCCCCAUAUUUUUAUGUGAACGUGCCGCAGUCUUUUACAGAAACGGAUUGUAGACCAUUUAAGACAAAAUUAAAUGAAGUUGUUGUCGGGGAUAUACGUGGAGGUAAUAAAGACAACAUUACAGAUGCAGUGCUAGCAUUAGAAAUUGUUGAAGGAAAAAAUCUUGUUGAAUACACUGGUGAAGACAACCAGAAAUUCAUUAAAAUAACUGUUGCCCUUCCUAAGUUCAUACCAGCAGCUAAACGUUUAUUAGAAAAUCAGAUUGUAUACCAACCCCUGUCAUCCCAUUCAUUUACCUUCUUUGAGUCUAAUGUUGACAUAGAAAUGAGAUUUAUGAUAGACACUAAAAUUAUGGGAUGCUGUUGGCUCGAACUUCCUGCAGGAAAAUGGUACCAAAGAAAUAAAUUUACAAAGUUUCCUACACAAUCUAGAUGCCAACUUGAAGUAGACGUUUCAUGGGAGGAUUUCAUAGCUCAUUCACCUGAAGAAGAAAAUUGGUCUGAUGUUGCCAAAUUUAGGAUUCACAGUUUCGAUAUUGAGUGUGCAGGUAGAAAGGGAAUAUUUCCUGAACCAAAUAUCGAUCCAGUUAUCCAAAUUGCAAAUGUGGUCAGACUUCAUGGAGAAGAAGAUGUACUUAUAAGAAAUGUAUUCACUUUAAAUACUUGUGCUCCUAUUGGACAUGCAGAGGUGAAAUGUUUUGAUAAGGAGGGGGAUAUGUUAGAAGCAUGGGCAAAAUUUGUCAGAGCAGUAGAUCCCGAUAUAUUCACAGGAUACAACAUCAAUAAUUUCGAUUUUCCUUAUCUAUUGGACAGAGCCAAACAUCUCAAGUUGAAAGAAUUUGAUUUUCUUGGAAGAAUCCUAAACACAAGAUCUGUUGUCAAGGAAACUGUAACACAGACCAAAAUUGGUAAACGUACCUACAAAACUAUAAAUUUCGAGGGUAGAGUACCGUAUGAUAUGUUGAUGGUUACUAAAAGAGAUUUUAAACUGAGGUCAUAUACUUUAAACAGCGUUUGUCAGGAAAUUUUAGGUGAACAGAAGGAAGAUGUACACUACAGUAUUAUUACAGAUCUACAAAACGGGGAUGAUCAAACAAGAAGAAGGUUGGCUGUCUAUUGUAUCAAAGAUGCUGAUUUACCAUUGAGAUUACUGAAUCACGUCAGAAGUUUCACAAAUGAUGUGGAGAUGUCUAGGGUAACAGGCGUGCCUAUAACAAGUUUACUAACUAAAGGAGAACAGGUUAAAGUUGUAGCCCAAUUAUUGAGACAUGCUAGGGAAGCUGGAUAUUUUAUGCCUGUGUAUGGUUAUGGGCCGAGCUCAGAACAGUAUGAAGGAGCCACAGUUAUUGAACCAAUUCGAGGUUAUUACACAGAUCCCAUAGCCACCCUUGAUUUCAGUUCUCUAUACCCUAGCAUUAUGAUUGCCCACAAUCUUUGUUACACCACUCUAUUAAAGCCUAAUAUGCAGCAAAAUUUAGGGUUAACCGAUGAGCAAAUCACAAAAACGCCUGCCAAUUGUAUGUUUGUAAAAUCCUCGGUUAGACCAGGGCUUCUACCACAUAUUUUAAAACAUCUGCUCUCAGCAAGAAAGAAAACUAAGGCUCUGCUAAAAGAAACUACAGAUCCAGUCCUUAAAGCUGUUUUGGAUGGAAGACAAUUAGCCUAUAAGAUAUCCGCAAAUUCCGUAUACGGUUUUACUGGGGCUCAGGUCGGAAAACUGCCAUGCUUGGAAAUUUCUGGGAGUGUUACUGCCUACGGUCGAACGAUGAUCGAACAAACUAAGCAAGAAGUUGAGCAGCAUUAUUGCACAGCAAAUGGUUAUGAGGCUGAUGCUAAAGUUAUAUAUGGUGACACCGAUUCAGUUAUGGUUAAUUUCAAAGUAAAAACUUUGGAGAAAAGUAUGGAAUUAGGUAGAGAAGCGGCAGAAUUGAUCAGCAAAAAAUUCAUUCAACCCAUCAAGUUAGAGUUUGAAAAAGUUUAUUAUCCAUAUUUGCUCAUAAAUAAGAAGAGAUACGCCGGUUUAUAUUUUACAAAUCCAGAAAAAUACGACAAAAUGGACUGUAAAGGUUUAGAAACAGUGAGGAGGGAUAAUUGUACAUUAGUAGUUGAUGUUAUUAAUACAUGUCUACAAAAGCUGUUAAUCAAUAGAGACCCAGAUGAUGCAGUGAAUUAUGCCAAAGUAGUUAUUUCAGAUUUACUUCAAAAUAAUGUUGAUAUAUCAAAACUUGUCAUAACUAAGGAAUUAACAAAGGCUGAUUAUUCUGCAAAGCAGGCUCAUGUAGAAUUAGCCAAAAAAAUGACGAAGAGGGAUCCCGGAAAUGCUCCCAAACUCGGGGAUCGUAUACCUUACGUUAUAACAGCAGCUUCUAAAAAUGCCAAAGCUUUCGAAAAGGCAGAAGAUCCAAUAUAUGUGCUUGAAAAUAAUAUCCCAAUAGACACCAAGUACUAUUUGGAAAAUCAGUUAUCUAAACCAUUAAUUAGAAUAUUUGAACCAAUCUUAGGUGAAAAAGCUGAAUCAGUGUUAUUACGUGGAGAUCAUACUAGGACCAGGACAUUAGUGACAUCCAGAAUAGGUGCCUUAGCUGCCUUCACAAAGAAGAAAGAAACAUGUAUUGGGUGCAAGUCCGUGUUGCCAAAUGGCUACGAAUCGGAGGCAGUGUGCCAUCAUUGCAAACCAAAAGAAGGUGCACUGUACCAACAAGAGCUUUCCCAUCACCGAAUGCUAGAAGAUAGGUUUGCCCAACUUUAUACAGAAUGCCAAAGAUGUCAGGGUUCAUUACAUGAAGAAAUUUUGUGCAGCAGCAGAGAUUGCCCCAUUUUUUAUAUAAGAAAAAAGGUCCAGAUGGAACUGGAAUCCAGUGAUCAUAAAAUUUGUAGGUUUGGUCAGCCCGGACUGGAGCUGGAAGAGGAGUUGUUUUAAGUAUCUUGACUGUUCGCCAUUUAUUCCUCAUUAGAGUAGAUUUUGGCUUGUAUUAUAUUCAUUAAAUUUUUUUUACAGU
Molecule: messenger RNA, 3331 nt
Organism: Coccinella septempunctata (seven-spotted ladybird)
Lineage: Eukaryota; Metazoa; Arthropoda; Insecta; Coleoptera; Coccinellidae
Gene: PolD1
Product: DNA polymerase delta catalytic subunit
Exons: 13
Coding region: 76-3252 (1058 amino acids)
Biological process (GO): nucleotide-excision repair, DNA gap filling; DNA replication proofreading; base-excision repair, gap-filling
Cellular component (GO): delta DNA polymerase complex
Molecular function (GO): 3'-5'-DNA exonuclease activity; DNA-directed DNA polymerase activity; nucleotide binding
Source: RefSeq, a predicted model, not a curated record